Messenger RNA from Coregonus sp. 'balchen', 2039 nucleotides. Lineage: Eukaryota; Metazoa; Chordata; Actinopteri; Salmoniformes; Salmonidae. The record is from the annotation of a GenBank genome assembly.
GCUGUCCGGAAGGUGUUUAUAGUUACACACCGUCGGGAAACUGUCAUGGCGUCCGGAUACAUUGUAAAUCGUGGUGUGCUAAUAUUUGGAAUUCACUAUCAACAUGUUUGUAGAAAUGUACUCCUUACACAGACACGAGAGAAGAAGCGAUGGAUGAAAGCAUAUACUCUAUUGAUGGAAAGAAAGUUGAAGAUUGAAGGGCCUCCACCACCUAAGCCACGGUAAUGCUAGCUAAGGUAGCUUGGUAUCCUAGGGGGAUCAAGUCAAGGCCAUUGGUGUUGGUGCUCAUGGUUAACGUUAGCUAGAUAAGAAAGUUGGCAUAAAUAGGAUGCAGAAUUCAAAAUGUUUGUAAAAUUCAGUGCACCUGUUAUCUCCUGCAAUACACUAUCUUAUGAAGAGGAUCAAUUUGACAAUCGAUUGGACAUGGGCUACAUAAUCUGGGGCAAUUGACAAAUACUGAAAUUAGCUGGCUAGCCAAUAUAGAAGAGACUACUGUAUUUAGCUACAUACUGAUUACAUGCACCGUGAUCUUAGUUAUUAAUUUCCCUAUGUUCUGUCUCCUAGUUCUCAAAAACCUAACUGGGACUACCAUGCAGAGGUCCAGGCAUUCAGCAGCCGCCUUAAAGAAAGCUUCUCCCCGGAGCUCCUGAAGACAGCCUUCGUGAAUCCCUGUUACAUUCAGUUAGAGCAAGAGAGGAGGCAGGCACUCGGCGUGGACUCUGAAACGGCCGCUCUGGUCCUGGGGGAUAACAUUCAGCUGCACACACAGGGUUUGGAGUUCACCAAGAGCUUCCUGUCUGACUGGUGCAAGGCCAGCUUUCCCUAGCCUGCCCAGCAAGGGAGUGGUCGCCAUUGUCGGGCACUUGACCAGUCAUCCAGUAGUGUGCCAUGUGGCGCGGAACCUCGCCAUUGAGGACCUAACUAUGAGCGCUCAAUUCCCUGUCCCUGACGAAGUAUUGCACAGUACGUUCCUCGCUGUGAUCGGAGCACUCCAGGAGAGCAGUGGAGCUGAGAGAGCAGGACUUUUCCUUCGGGUAAGAGGAAGAUCCUCAACCUUCAACACACCGAACUAAACAGUCAUGAUUAAACAUUUCAAAUUAACAUUAGUUUGCUUGUGUAUCUAAAGAUGACACCUCCCAUGCCCUCUUCUCUCCCUCCAGGAUUUUCUGGUCACCCAGUUGGUAGGUAAAGACCUGUUUGAGAUGUGGUCGGUGGUGAACCCCAUGGGGCUGCUGGUGGAGGAGCUGUCCAAGAGGAACGUGGCCCUCCCGGAGCCUCGCCUCACCAGGUCGGCCGGCGCCGGCACCGUGCUCCCACUCUACUUUGUAGGGCUGUACAGGUACGCCUCACUGGCCUUUCCCAUCAGUACGCCUCCUGAUAAAGCCUAGGAAAUGUUCCUGACCAGGAAUACACUGUGACCAAGGACCUAAAGUAUUAUUUUUUGGUCAGGAAAAACUAUUGCCGUUACUUAUGGAGUGUGUGAGAGGUAUGGGGUAGUGUUCUGCCGGUAGUUCGUUGUUUGUUUUUUAUGGUACUGAGUGUGUGUGUUUGUGUCCUCAGUGAUAAGAAGCUCCUUGCCGAGGCUCCAGGGGAGACCGUUCUGGCUGCAGAGGAGGAGGCAGCACGCGUGGCCCUGAGGAAACUCUAUGGCUACACUGAGAACCGGAGACCCUGUGACUUCUCUGCAGCAGAGCAGCUCGGGCUUAUGCCCUCCAAUCCAUCAGCAACACAUAAAGGACAUGUCACUCCAAGCACUAUGUCUUCCAUCAGUUGAUGACCGCUCAUGACACGCCAGAGGGUCAAAGUCAAGCGGUUCCCUUAGCCUAUCAGGACCAACCUCUCACAGACUCAUACCCCCAGACCUAGGAAUACCCUCCAAACUAUGUGGUCUGCUCAGGCUUGUAAAUUAGAGGACUGUCCUUUGGCAAAAUACUUUUGUUUUGUGUAAUAUAUUAUUGAUCUAAAAGCUAAAUGUUUCAUGUCCAUAAUAAAUAUGUAUCCUUGAGCAAAUCUCUUGAAAUAAAGUUUAUCAUACCAUC